Molecule: messenger RNA, 1919 nt
Organism: Capsella rubella
Lineage: Eukaryota; Viridiplantae; Streptophyta; Magnoliopsida; Brassicales; Brassicaceae
Product: FBD-associated F-box protein At5g22730
Exons: 6
Coding region: 238-1824 (528 amino acids)
Molecular function (GO): protein binding
Source: RefSeq, a predicted model, not a curated record
UCCCAAAUUGACUGUGAUUGUGUGUGCGCCUUCGUCUCCCGUCGUAUCUUCCGAAACACAAAACCCUAAAUUCUUCGUCAGGUGACUUCAUCUUCUUCGUCAGGUGACUUCAUCUUCUUCGCUACGCUCCAAUUGUGAUGAUUUGUUUCUGAAAUUGUUGUUAAUUGCGUCCUUGUUAUUCUCAAGUAUCUGAGGUUGUCUCUGUGGAAAUCUUCAGUUCCAUUUGUGCGAGCAAAUAUGUUGAGAGGCUAUUCAGACUAUAUUGAAUAUAUGAAAACGAAACAAGUAUGCCGCGAGUGGCCGCCGGCGCCGGGAAGUUACAUAAGUGGAAGAGAGGAUCUGAUAAGCAAAUUGCCUGAUUCUUUGAUAUCUGAGAUACUCAUGUACCUUCCCACAAAGGAAGCUGUUAGGACUAGUGUUUUGUCCACUAGGUGGAAAAGUCUCUGGCUUUUGAUUCCCAAGUUGGAUUUGGUCGCUAGCGAAUUCCCAGAUUCCAGUGCUUUUGUGAAUUUUAUGGACAGGUUCAUUGAUUUCUCUAGGGAACACAAGUCAUGUUUGCACAAGCUUAAGCUGAGUAGUCGGAAGAAUGUGAAUGACCCGCAUUGUGUUGCGCGUUGGAUUGACUUUCUUGUUAGGCGUAACCUUCAGCAUCUUGAUGUUGAGUGUCUUGUGAAUCGUAAGUUUUUAGAGGAGAUGCCCUUGAGCCUUUAUGUAUGUGACACGCUGGUAUACUUAAGACUCCACCGGGUUUCGUUGGGUAAGUUUGAGUCCGUGUCUUUAACUUGUCUAAAGACUAUGCAUUUAGAGGAGAAUGUGUAUGCCAAUGAUGUGGUUCUAGAGUCACUUAUCUCGUCUUGCCCGCUUCUCGAACAUUUGAGCAUUCUUAGAAUGGUACAAGAUAAUGUAAAGGUUUUACGAGUGCACUCUCAAACAUUAACCAGUCUUCGUAUAGACUUUUAUUUUGGUGAGGAUGAUGACUACGUUGAUGAUUUUGACAAAAAAGACUCAGGGGUUUUGAUUGAUGCCCCUAGACUUGACUGUUUGAGUCUUGAAGAUCACUGCUCGAAAAGUUUCGUCAUAAGCAGUUUGAGUUCACCUGCCAAGGUAGAUACUGAUGUCAGUUUUGAUUUGGUGGGAAGUGUAUUUAGAAAUGUCUCCUUAAAGAGAAGUGUAGUGAGGACCUUCCUCACUAGGCUCUCAGGCAUUAGGGACAUGACUAUGAGUGGAACAACUUUGAAGAUCCUAUCUUACUACAUAGUACACGAGCCGCUUCCCCAGUUUCCUAACAUGACCCACUUCUAUGCGGUCUUUUAUAACUCUGAUUUGCAAAAGCUUCCAAUUUUUCUUGAGAGCUUCCCGAAUCUCAAAUCCCUUGUCUUGGAGCUGGAGGAAUUUGAGAAGAACGAACUACUUAUUCUCUCAUCAUCAAAUCCAAAAUGUUUAAUGUCAUCCCUGGAGCAUGUUGAGAUUCAACCUAUUAGCGGAGCUGAACCGGAAAUGAAACUAGUAAAGUACUUCCUCGAGAAUUCGGCUGUUCUCAAGAAUUUUACGCUGCGAUUGGGUUGCAAGAGAAUGGACGAAGAGCCUAUCAUCUUCAUGGAACUUCUGAGAUUUAUGAGAUGCUCUGCUUCUUGUGAAGUUGAUGUUGAACUUGAAGUUCGUGUAACGCUUCUCCAUCUCUCGUUUAGAUUUUUAUCUUAUCUUUCCAUCCAAAGCCAUGCAUUUCCUAAGAAGAGAGAAUCUGUACACUCAUUGUGGAAAAUUUGUGAAGGCGGCGACGAUCGCCGGCUAUUGAUUUCUUCGACUGCGAAGACUCAACGAUAACUUGUCUUGAUUGUUUUUCUCAAAAGAGAAAUCAAAUGAGCAACCAAGGAGCAAUUAAGAGAUCUGGAGGAGAUGGGCUAAGCAGCUUCCCUGAU